ACUCGUCUGUGACACACGUCUCGAUUCUGCCAAAAAGAAAGUCCGUCGGCUGUAAAUUUAUGUGAAUUGUAAAUAAGCACUUCUCAAUAGAAGGAAAAAAAAGCAGUGAUUGUCAUCGCGAAGGAUGUGAAAGUUUAAGGCAAUAGAAGAGAUUGAAAGUUGAUAGAUUGCGCUAAGGAAGAAACACAGAGAGAGAGAUUCACUAUCAAAAGAGAUGGAAGAACUCCCGUCGGCAGUUGAGAAUCCGUCAGGAGACACGAAGAUCACGCGAAUCCCCAAGCCAUUCUCCAUUGAGAGUCUCAUCGCCACAACACCAUCGUCCUUUUCAACAUAUCCCGAGGCACAGUUUGACUCUCAGCCCAAUCUCACGCCACUCCAUCCGCCCACAGCUCUACCUUUGCCCAAUUUCCCACUCUACACGCAUCCCUGGCUCGGCUAUCUCACCCAGCACUUCCUGGACGGAUCCACAGACGCUCCGGCAUCGCGUGAGAAAUUGUCAGAAAUGUUCCUCGAUCCGCGAUACGCUCUUCUCAGCACAUCGGCCACGGAUCGUGAGAAAUUAGCACAGUAUUUUGUCAAUAACAUCAACAAAUCAUCACCAUCGGCAAUUCUCGAGUCCAGAGACAGAAUGUCAGACUUCAUCAUCAGUGACUACACAGCCUAUUCUCAAGGCGACAGUGCCGCGAAAUUUCCUGACGAUCGGCGAAUGUCGAUGCAAGUGUUUCCCACUAAAAUUGAGGAUCACGAUAAGACUGGUGUGGAUGUUGAGAGCACAGAUUCGUGCAGUGAUUUGAGCAUGACAAUGUCUCCAGACGGAAGUCACAAGAAUCGAGAUCUCUGUCCGUCGGAUUCUGAAUGCUCUGACGAUGGGAAUGUCAGCAUAGGAGCAACUUCUGGACGUCAUGCGACCAAUUCUGACACUGGAAAGCAAUCCGCGUCGGGAAGUUCAUCGAAAUCACGCCGAAGACGAACAGCAUUCACCUCAGAACAAUUAUUAGAGUUAGAACGAGAGUUUCAUGCCAAAAAGUACCUUAGUCUGACCGAGAGGAGUCAAAUUGCGACUACGCUCAAAUUAAGUGAAGUUCAGGUGAAAAUAUGGUUUCAAAAUCGACGAGCCAAGUGGAAAAGAGUGAAAGCCGGAUUGACGUCGCACGGACUCAAUCGCGGCUCAACGGGAAGCAGCGCAGGAACGGCAAAUAAGAUUGUCGUGCCAAUUCCCGUUCACGUCAAUCGCUUUGCCGUGCGAUCACAGCAUCAGCACAUGGAGAAAAUGGGUCUCAGCGGACCAAAGCCAGACUUGAGGAAGAAUCCUUCAAUUGAUGUGAGUGGUUUUGAGCGUUUCAACAUGGAAAUGGCAAUAAAACAGAAAAAUUUCUAAUGUGACUUGUACAUAAAAUUGCAAAAAAAAGCAUCUCAAAAUAUUAAAAGAAGAAGAAGUGUACAUAGAUAAAAAAUAAGAGUUUACUUGCAAA
Messenger RNA from Phlebotomus argentipes, 1472 nucleotides. It is a transcript of the gene unpg, whose product is annotated as homeobox protein unplugged. The transcript is spliced from 3 exons. The record is from RefSeq and is a predicted model, not a curated record. Gene Ontology annotation, molecular function: DNA-binding transcription factor activity, RNA polymerase II-specific; RNA polymerase II transcription regulatory region sequence-specific DNA binding. NCBI's taxonomy places the organism in Eukaryota, Metazoa, Arthropoda, Insecta, Diptera, Psychodidae. Gene Ontology annotation, cellular component: nucleus. Gene Ontology annotation, biological process: regulation of transcription by RNA polymerase II; regulation of nervous system development. The coding region runs from base 215 to 1378 and encodes 387 amino acids.